AUGUGGACCUUGCGGGAGCAAUUCCGACUUGGCAGCGGAAGCUACCUCUCCAAAUCUCCCCGCCUCGACUUCCGCCGCGGGGGUCCCAUUUGCGCUGUCCGCUCCGGCAGCCGUUGGCUGCCAGGACCAGUGAAAUUCGAGGAUGUGGUUGUGAUUUUCACUGAGGCAGAGUGGAAGAGACUGAGCCUUGAGCAGAGGAACCUAUGCAAAGAAGUGAUGCUGGAGAAUUUCAGGAAUCUAGUCUUGUUGGGAAAAGUCACAAAAUUCAAAGCCAGAAGUCUAUCUCUGGCCUUUGGCGGUCAGCAAUUUCUCAGCCACCAUGAACUCUGCAGUCAUCUUAUUCCAUAUUCAUGUGCAGGAAAUCAACUCCAACCAGGGGAUCCUUGCGCAGAUGACCACCAGCAGCGGCAGCAACAACAUUCUGAUAAAAACCUGGGGGCCAAAGCAGAAGAUCAAGGAAUGGGAGUCUCUACACCUUUGUUUUGGAGAACAAAUGAGAAGGGGACUUAAGUGGUUUUCUCUAGCCCACCCCAGGGACCACCAGUAAGCUCUCAGGGAGGCAACAAAGUGUUGAAGGUACAGCUCAGUCCAGCCCAGAGGGUAAGCUCUGGGGAAGCAGACAACAUUCCUGAGAGGGUAGAACUCUCAGGAUUUGGAGAAGUCAGGUUUAGAGGUGUGGACUAGGCUUUAGCCAGAAGUCAAACCUCUUCAGACACAGGCUGUCAUGAGCGGAGAUAUCUCCUGUGUGCAGAAAGUGUGGGCAAAGCUUUAGCAGGAAGUCACAUCUCAACAGACAUCAGAGGACACACAGGGGAAAAGCCUUAUAUAUGUGGGCAAGGCUUUAUAGAUAAGUCACCCCUCUACAACCACCAGAGUACACACUCAGGUGAGAAGCUUUAUGUAUGCAGGGAGUGUGGGCAAGCUUUUAGCCACAAGUCACACACACACAAGGGAGAAGCCCUUUGCAUGAUGUGUGGGUGAGGCAUUAGUGAAAAGUCAAACCUCAUUAAGCACCAGAGGAUUCACACAGGGGAUAAGCCUUAUGUGUGCAGGAACUGUAGCCAAGGCUUUAGGGUGAAAUCACACCUCAUCACACACCACAGGACACGUUCAGGUGAGAAGCCUUUUGUUUGCAGGGAGUGUGGGUAGGGUUUUAGCUGCAAGGUAAUCCUAAACACACACCAGAGGACACACAGGAGAGAAGCCUUACGAGUUGCAGGGUAUGUGGGCGAGACUUCAGCCACAAGUCAGCUCUCAGCACACAUCAGAGGGUGCACUCAGGGCAAAAGUCUUAUGUGUGCAGGGAAUGUGGGCAAGGCUUUAGCCAUAAGUCAGCCCUCAUCAGACACCAGAGAACACACUCAGGGAAAAGCCUUAGGUGUGCGAGGAGUGAGGGUAUGACUUUAGCAAAAAGUCAGUUGUCAGCCACAUCAGAGGGCACACUCAAGGGAGAAGCCUUGAUUGUGAGGUAGUGUGGGUGAGGCUUUAGCUGGACAUCACUCCUCAUCACAGAGCAGAGGACAUGCUCAGGGAGAAGCCUGACGGAGUGAUGGUAAGGUGUUAGCUGGAGGUGACCUCAUAAGAAACACUGGGAAUCAAAUCUCUCCACCAUCCAUCACCACCCUGCUAGAGCUCUGCGAGGGCUUCAGGGACAGUCUUCUGACCCCUUACACCCUCUGUGAGUAUGAAGAUGGCAGAGGUCUAGCCUCUGAGAACAGAUGUACCAAGUGAUGGUCCUCUUGGAGAAGUGGUCUUUGCUUCUACCUACUUCCUUCUUCAGCUGUGUCCUUCUAUUGGCUUCUAUGACACUUUCCUGUUCUAUUUUUGUCUACAUAUCUAGCCUUUGAUGCAUCCUCUUCUGCCCCACUUUAGGUAUUACUCAGGGUUCAGUCUCACCCUCCAAUCUGAGGGACUCCUUAACCAUGUCUCCCUCCUAACCCUGCAGUUCCAAAUCCAGAUCCCUUUAACCACACCUCCGAAUUCUUCAGUCUCAGGAUCUAAACCUCAAAACCAUGCUAUUUGGCCCUCCAAGGACAGGGAUAAGGUUACUAGCAAUGCCCCACCAUUGGCCUUCCAAUACCAAGUUUUAGGGUUUUUAAACACAGCCCCUCCUGAGCCCCUCAAUCUCAGUGCCCAGUCUUUUCGCCAUACUCUCACAUCAGUCCUCCAGUAAUUGUUCUAAGGCCCUUUGAACCAGACCCACUCUCACUUACCUUACAUUCCCAGGGCCCAUGUGGCCCAGGUUCCUGGUAGUUCGCCUAACUUUCUUCUUGGCCCUAGUGCUAUAUGUCAAUGGGUAUACCCUGGAGGGCUGUCUACUCAGGCCUCAGUGUCUUUAUUUGCCAAGAGGAUAUUUGCCACAGAGAGGAAGGAGAGAGAUUUUUUGUAACACCCCCCCACCACCACCAAAUCUGGCUUGGUUUGGGGCUGGAGGAGAGAUAAAAGGGGUUGUUGGUCCAGAUGCCUUUGUCCACAGCCUCUCACCUGGAGGUGGUUGUCUCCAAGGUUAGCCUGGUGGGGGGUAAGGGCCGGGAGCACCUGCAGUGUAGGUUCCCCCCACACACAAUUCAACUCAGGCACUACUGCCUGGUCUACCACCAUAGUGCUGCCCCUUUUCCCAUGGCCUUAGCUAAAAGCCACAGAGGGAAGUCUGUUUUCUCUAGGGGUUGCCGAGCAGAGAAGAGGGGACCCCCCACCAUCAUUCCAUGUGACAUCAAAGCUGCCUCCUGAUAGGGCAACAAAAGUGGAAAAAUUAAUAGUCUUACACCUUGCUUUAAACAUGAUGGGAAAAAAAUGUUUACUUUCUCUUAAAAUCCAUGCAGAAACUGUAGAGACAGCACACAAGUCUGGCCCAGCACGACCACUGUCAGGCCCAGGAAUCAGGGAGAGAUGCAGAGGGGACCUCUGUCCAGGUGGGUGCAGAUAGCUUUGGGUGCCUUCCAGUCAGGAGUCACUGCUUCAUGGACAGGGGUUAAAAUUGGCCCCAUCUCUGCAAUGAUAGUCUUGAGGUGUUGUGAGAUCUUCACAAUAAAGGAUUGUGGGAGGAGACAGGAUGGGAAAAGGAGGCAAACACUUCCAGGACUGUUGGGCUUCAUAGAAUUUCCUGCCAGGGAGGAAUACCUGGAUUUUUGCUGUAGGGGCUGGUGGCUCAUUUCUUUCUUUCUUUUUUUUUUCUUUUUAUAAAUUUGUUUAUUUAUUUAUUUUUGGCCAUGUUGGGUGUUCAUUGCUGCGCGCAGGCUUUCUGUAGUUGCGGUGAGCGGGGGCUACUCUUCGUUGCGUUGCGUGGGCUUCUAAUUGCGGUGACUUCUCUUGUUGCGGAGCAUGGGCUCUAGGCACACGGGCUUCAGUAGUUGUGGCUCGCGGGCCCUAGAGUGCAGGCUCAGUAGUUGUGGCGCACGGGCUUAGUUGCUCCACGGCAUGUGGGAUCUUCCCGGACCAGGGCUCAAACCCAUGUCCCCUGCCUUGGCAGGCAGAUUCUUAACCACUGCACCACCAGGGAAGCCCUGGUGCCUCAUUUCUGAUGGGUGAUAAGGCAUCUCAGACUCAGGGCUGCAGGACCUGGUAAGUAAAACUGCGAUCAAGGCAGCCCCUGUGUUCUUGCUGGCCUUGUCCUUCAACCUCACCCCAAAAGCGCUCAGCUUUGUCUCUUUCGGGGUAGUUUCAUUUAGCCCUCCAAAUGCCUCACUGCUUUUUCUUGAGCUUUGUCCCCCGGCGCAGAUUUCUCCCUUUGUUUCCAAAAUUUUCUUCUAAUGCUGAAGUGCCUGCAGGAUGGAACUGUGGGGAGGAGGGACCUCUUUGGCUUUGGGAGGGACCAGAGAGGGCACCCAAGGGGCUACUUGCUGCAUCUGCUUGUUUCCCAGUUUCCAUGGGGGUGAGGAUAGAACCUUUCAACGUCAGCUCAAGUUGCUGUCACUGAUUCCCUACCUUCCGCCUCCCUGGGUAAUAGAGGCACCCCUACUACGUCACACUAUUUUCGCACAGUUUUAACACGUCAGGGGGUCUGCAUUUAGAGCCACUUUCCCAUGGGGCUUUGUGGGAAUGAUCUCUCGACUCCAUUCCAGGGGUCCUGGUUUUCUGCAGCUGUUUCCAUCAUCAUUCCUUCUUUUCCCUUGCCUUGUUGCCCCUACUUUCCGCAUCUUGAGAGGGUAUGAAUAGCCCUUCAUACCCUGACCUCAGUAAUACCUAUUUCUGGGCCUUAGGGUGAGAGGUGGAAUUAAGGCCCCCAAAACUGGCUUCUGUUAUUCAGAUGCUGGGCGCUAGGGUAAGCCUCUUCAGGAGAGGAAGAGAGGAGGAUGGCCAUGAGGCCCAGGCAUUUGUGAGUCAUAAGGGGAUCAUGGGCUCUCAGAACCUUAGAGUCCCAGACUCAUGAAUCCUAAGUGGCUCCUGGAGAACUGGGAUAAAGGGAGCAUCACAUUAGGCAUCCAGGGCUGCUCAUUUGGGCAAGUGAAUCCCACUCUUCAUCUUGACCUUGGAUGAUUCAAGGGCUCAUGUUCCCCAGGGCCAUAUAUGACCAAAAAUAAGCCUCUGGGAGAAUUUGUGGAAUGAUGAAUUCAUGGGAGGGUAUUCUUGGGUAAAAGAGUGUUUGAACUUGGAGAUUCCAAUUUAAUGAGAAAGGAUUUUGUGUGGUGGAAGGCUGACAGGUGAGAAAACUUGUGAAUGUUCUAAAAGACACUGUGAAGAAGUAUCUGUCUUUUGACAUAUCCAAAUUUUGCUGGAUUUCUAUUUUACUCCCUAUUC
Mesoplodon densirostris (Blainville's beaked whale) is the source of this 4737-nucleotide messenger RNA. It is a transcript of the gene ZNF589, whose product is annotated as zinc finger protein 589. Gene Ontology annotation, biological process: regulation of DNA-templated transcription. NCBI's taxonomy places the organism in Eukaryota, Metazoa, Chordata, Mammalia, Artiodactyla, Ziphiidae. The record is from RefSeq and is a predicted model, not a curated record.